AUGGCCGCGUUCCGCCUCCAGCGCCCUUCACUAGUCAACAGCAUGUCUACCAACAUGCAGGACUACAUAGAGCUCUUGACGGCCGAGCAGCACGUCCAGCUCGACAAGUUACGCGAGAGCGCUCGUGCUGGCGUGCCCCCGCGUGUGCGCGGCGAAGUUUGGAUGUACCUCCUCGGCGUGAUGUCGUCGGAUAAGACUUCCGAGAUGACCCUCCUCAAGGCAUUGCGCACAGCAUAUCAAGAGCUGCCGUCGGACUUGCCUUCGGAUCUAGCAAGCAUGAUCAUGCAGAGCGCUCUGGCGCACCACACCCGUCGCUUCGAGAACCCGACCUACGAGAGUCUGAUUAGCACGCUCACAUCCGAACCUGCGGGCGGCGGCUACGCAUGGGGAGAAAGGCUGAGCGUGCCGGGUCCACCAAGACGGCCUGCCGCCAGCCCCAACCUCAUGGCGGGGAGUAAUGCCGCGCCACCGCCCAUGUCCCUUGACGAUGGAACGAUGGCCUUUAGAGCCAAGAGCGCCGGCACCUUCCUUAUACCUGCCCCCACCGCCCCCCCAACGCGUCAUGCGUAUCUCUCCAUGCUUGAGGAAGUGCUAGGCAAGUACUGGCACGGGGUGGGCUGUAAGCCAUCGCGUGUUGAGAUCGAGGCCGAGAUGGAUGAGGUAGACGCCGACGUUGCGAUCGGGCCUCGAGCACGGUGGCCUGAGGGUGUAGGGCCUCAGCCUGUGGACUGGGUCUACCUCGUCACGCCGUUCGUGUGCUGCUUCUCGCGCCCGAUCUCAGUUUACUACGCCUUCGACAAGCUGGCGGCCAAGCUGAAAACGUUCCCUCCACUGCCUUCUCGGCUCGGCACUAUGCUAGGCCUUUUCCGCGCUGCCAUCCCCGAGCUGCACGCCUACUUCGAGGACGAGCAAGUGCCGAUGACAGCAGUUGCGAUGAGCUGGAUGACGACUCUGCUCGCGCGCGAAAUGUGGCUGGGCGACGUUCUGCGUCUCUGGGACUCAUAUUUCGCGGCCGAGGACAUGUUCGCCCUUCAUUGCUACGUAUGUGUAGCGGUAUUGUUGACGUGCAAAGAAACGCUGGAGGAGCUUGACGGGUCCGAGGCAAAGUUGAUGCUGCUAGACCUCCCACCGUUGGAUGUCGAUCGAGUAUGUGGGAGGCUCCUGCAGGACGCGGCAAAUCUCAAAGUGCAGUUCACCUUGCCGGGGCCGGUGGAGGACGAGUACGAGUAG
This is a messenger RNA of Cutaneotrichosporon oleaginosum, 1230 nucleotides long. The record is from RefSeq and is a predicted model, not a curated record. NCBI's taxonomy places the organism in Eukaryota, Fungi, Basidiomycota, Tremellomycetes, Trichosporonales, Trichosporonaceae.